Penicillium malachiteum is the source of this 837-nucleotide messenger RNA. Its product is annotated as SAP18 family protein. Gene Ontology annotation, molecular function: transcription corepressor activity; transcription factor binding. Lineage: Eukaryota; Fungi; Ascomycota; Eurotiomycetes; Eurotiales; Aspergillaceae. Gene Ontology annotation, cellular component: nucleus. The record is from RefSeq and is a predicted model, not a curated record. The coding region runs from base 1 to 837 and encodes 278 amino acids. Gene Ontology annotation, biological process: negative regulation of DNA-templated transcription. The transcript has a single exon.
AUGGCAGCUCCCUCGCGAGAUGGCCCAAAGGCCUCUAUCAACCGCCAAACAACCACACCCUUUCAUCUUAAGCUCUUCUACCGUGUGAAUAAUUUUCACUCACUGAACGAUUACCACAACUCUCCACCUUCGCGCCACCGCGACGGUGGUCACGCGAGUGGAUCGAAUGCAAUUCGCGCGUCGUCACCUUCAUCUACAGCUGCAGUUCGAGCUCUUCCACCUCAUCUCGAAAUCUAUACUUGGCAAUCAUGUACACUGCGGGAACUCUCUCAGCUUCUUACAUCAGCACUUCCGUCGUUGCUACCAGAUCCACCAGUAGGCACUCGGCUGUGCUAUCGUUUGGUAUAUGGAGACGCACGUGGGGUGGCAAUGGGCGGACCAGAUGCGCGCGGCCGAUACCUGGGUAAAGAGCUAGGGAGUGUGAUAGUUGGACCAAGGGAUAGUCCAUACAGGAAGGAGGAAGAGGCAGACGACCUUGGCGAGGCACGAGCUCGCCCUGGGCCCCUCCGAUUCCAAGGAUCGGAGGCAGACAAAACUUUACAGGAUGCGCGGUUUAUCAUUGGGGACUAUGUUGAGUGUGCGAUCUUAUCGCCGCUAGAAGAUGGGUCGGUCGCACCACCAAUUCGUGCUGGCCACGGGCCUCCGCCGAUGGGCGGUGGUAUGCGCGCAUUUAGAGAAAAUGGAUUCGGGCGACCCGGUCGGGGUGGCCCUCGAGGUGGAGGUGGAGAUCGUGGAGAUCGUGGCGCACCUCCUCAAUUUCCUAUGGGAGACUGGAAGCGAGGUGAGAGACUUCCUGAGGGUGGUCGAGGGGGUCGUCGGGGUUGGGCUCCGUAUUAA